Messenger RNA from Zygotorulaspora mrakii, 1275 nucleotides. It is a transcript of the gene UIP5, whose product is annotated as Uip5p. The transcript has a single exon. The record is from RefSeq and is a predicted model, not a curated record. Gene Ontology annotation, biological process: Golgi organization; endoplasmic reticulum to Golgi vesicle-mediated transport; endoplasmic reticulum organization. NCBI's taxonomy places the organism in Eukaryota, Fungi, Ascomycota, Saccharomycetes, Saccharomycetales, Saccharomycetaceae. Gene Ontology annotation, cellular component: endoplasmic reticulum membrane; COPII-coated ER to Golgi transport vesicle; endoplasmic reticulum-Golgi intermediate compartment. The coding region runs from base 1 to 1275 and encodes 424 amino acids. Gene Ontology annotation, molecular function: D-mannose binding.
AUGAGAAAAGGUACUUCGCUGAAGUUAUUGAUCAGUGUAGUCGUUACGCUGCUGUUCAUAACGUUUAAUUUUGGUGCUCGUUACUUUGCCAACAGCUCGACAAGAACUCACAGUGACUCGGACAAGUCCCAUAUAGUAAAGAUUCCUAACCGAGAGGCUAGUCUAUCCGUUCCGUACCUGGAGGCGAUUAAUAGAUUUUGGCACGUCGGAGGAUCCACAGAAAUACGCAAUACAGAGCUCAUACGACUUACCAAGAAGGGCAAGACAAAUGAUCACGGAAUAGUAAUAUCGAAUGGAAUUGGAGAUAAUACCAUGAACAACCUUGAAAUUAUUGUCGAGUUCAGAAUAUCACCCACGAAUGGUAGAGUGAUAGACUCGCGAAAACAGCAUGUAAUGGGCGAUGGUAUGGCCAUUGUCAUUACUCCAGACAAAGAUUUCAUUACUCAAGAUUUGCAUUCGUCGUAUGCACGCAAGCAGUACGAACUGAACUCUGGCGGUAUCUUUGCCGGAAAUACAGAGAUGAUGGGAUUCCCAGCUAACUUACCUGGAAUGGCACUAAUCAUCGAUACGUAUCAAAACUUACCACAUUCAAGAAAAAUCACUCCCUUUAUGGAUGCGAUACUGAACGUUUCACCUUCCACGCAGUCAUAUGAUAUUGACUCCGACGGUAUAUAUACUUCUGCUAGGAAGCUGAAUGAUAAGGAUUUACGCUUGAAGCAGAGUAUCAUUCGUGGUGACCAAACCAGAUUAAGAAUAAUUUAUUUAGAAAGCAUAAAAUUUUUAAAAGUUGAUAUCCAAUACGAUCAAGAGGGCUCCUUUUGGAUAGAGCUUUUCCAACAGGAAGAUAUAAUCAUACCUAAAAACCCCAAAAAUGGGCAAAGAUUCAUUGGUAUUGGUGCAUUGACGGGUGAUUACUCAGAAACAGUGGAUAUUUUCGACAUUAGUACAAGCGAAUUUCACUGGAAGGAUAUCGAUGAGACCAAUGAAGAUUCGCUACUUUUUGCUAAAGAAAUAGACAAAUAUUUUAUUGCUGAAUAUGAAGAUAGAGUUGCAUUGGAGAGAGACGAUUUUCAAAAGUGGAAAAUGUUAAAGUCUCAACCAAAAUAUUUGAAAAUCGGUAAAAAUACUACUGAAGCAUUAAAAACAAAAAAAAUUUCAUUUGUAAGCAUUUUGAUUGUGUUUUGCAUUUUAUCAACCAUCAUUUAUGUCGCUUCUGUUUAUAUUCGAGUUAGUUUGAAACAUGCCAAACGAUUAAAGAGGAACAUUUUACCAUAA